AUGGACAAUCGCCACGAAGUUGUCCAGUGUUUAUUAAGAACGAGGCUGGGCCUGGCAGCUAUGCCGGAUAUGCAACACCUGUUGAUAACUGCCAAUGGAAUCGAAGCGGGCAUGAGAGCCACUUGUCUUGAGGAGGUGACCAACGGCAAAGUGAAGCUGCAGCGUGCUACUAUGGCACACCGUCUGCUUGACCAGCUCGCUCAGCUGCUCGGUCAGUUGGAGUCUCAACGGGGUAAGGCUUUGGAGUCAGUUCAGGGAGUGGUCAUCGGUCUCGAAAAGGUCGUCCCUUCACACAGCUGCAUUGCGAAGUACCUCGACGAAGAUUUACGCCAAGAUAACGAUUCGCUCUCUCAGGAGCUACCGCAGAUAAGGGACAAGAUUCGAGGAGACUUAGAGAUGAUUAGUGCUUUUGCCACACGGUUGGUGGAGGUGGGGCGGAAGCUGCUGUCGGUAGCAGCUUUUUGA
Molecule: messenger RNA, 465 nt
Organism: Podospora pseudopauciseta
Lineage: Eukaryota; Fungi; Ascomycota; Sordariomycetes; Sordariales; Podosporaceae
Exons: 1
Coding region: 1-465 (154 amino acids)
Source: RefSeq, a predicted model, not a curated record